Molecule: messenger RNA, 1859 nt
Organism: Molossus molossus (Pallas's mastiff bat)
Lineage: Eukaryota; Metazoa; Chordata; Mammalia; Chiroptera; Molossidae
Gene: CHRNA4
Product: cholinergic receptor nicotinic alpha 4 subunit
Exons: 5
Coding region: 7-1803 (598 amino acids)
Biological process (GO): signal transduction; nervous system process; chemical synaptic transmission
Cellular component (GO): neuron projection; synapse; postsynaptic membrane
Molecular function (GO): transmembrane signaling receptor activity; acetylcholine-gated monoatomic cation-selective channel activity
Source: RefSeq, a predicted model, not a curated record
AGCCACAUGGAGAAUCGGGUCCACGCAGAGGAACGGCUGCUGAAGAAGCUCUUCUCGGGCUACAACAAGUGGUCCCGGCCUGUGGCCAACAUCUCCGACGUGGUCUUUGUCCACUUUGGCCUGUCCAUCGCACAGCUCAUUGAUGUGGACGAGAAGAAUCAGAUGAUGACAACGAAUGUGUGGGUGAAGCAGGAAUGGAAUGACUACAAACUGCGCUGGGACCCCAGUGACUACGAGAACGUGACUUCCAUCCGGAUCCCCUCCGAACUCAUCUGGCGGCCAGACAUCGUCCUCUACAACAACGCGGACGGGGACUUCGCCGUCACCCACCUGACCAAGGCGCACCUGUUCCACGACGGGCGGGUGCAGUGGAGCCCCCCCGCCAUCUACAAGAGCUCCUGCAGCAUCGACGUCACCUUCUUCCCCUUCGACCAGCAGAACUGCACCAUGAAGUUCGGGUCCUGGACCUACGACAAGGCCAAGAUCGACCUGGUGAGCAUGCACCGCCGCGUGGACCAGCUGGACUUCUGGGAGAGCGGCGAGUGGGUCAUCGUGGACGCCGUGGGCACCUACAACACCCGGAAGUAUGAGUGCUGUGCCGAGGUGUACCCCGACAUCACCUACGCCUUCGUCAUCCGGCGCCUGCCCCUCUUCUACACCGUCAACCUCAUCAUCCCCUGCCUGCUCAUCUCCUGCCUCACCGUGCUGGUCUUCUACCUGCCUUCCGAGUGCGGCGAGAAGGUCACGCUGUGCAUCUCCGUGCUGCUGUCGCUCACCGUGUUCCUGCUGCUCAUCACCGAGAUCAUCCCGUCCACCUCGCUGGUCAUCCCGCUCAUCGGCGAGUACCUGCUGUUCACCAUGAUCUUCGUCACCCUGUCCAUCAUCAUCACCGUCUUCGUGCUCAAUGUCCACCACCGCUCCCCACGCACGCACACCAUGCCCGCCUGGGUGCGCCGCGUCUUCCUGGACGUCGUGCCGCGGCUGCUCCUCAUGAAGCGGCCGUCCGUGGUCAAGGACAGCUGCCGGCGGCUCAUCGAGUCCAUGCACGGGGUGGCCAGCGCCCCGCGCUCCUGGCCCGAGCCCGAGCGGAAGCCCGACUUCGUGAGCAAAGCCCAGAGCAGGGGUCCCUCCCCCACCCCGUCCUUCCGUGGGCCCCUGGAUGAGCUGGUCAAGCCCCAGCCGGUCUGCACCUCGCCCUCAGACCAGGUUCCCGCUCUGCAGCCCACGGAGGCCAAGAAAGCCAGCCCCUGCCCCUUGCCCAGCCCCUGCCACCCGCCCACCAGCACCUGGACCCGGGGGCUCUCCAAAGCCCGGUCCCUGAGCGUCCAGCACUUGUCCAGCCCCGACAAAGGAGCAGAGGCUGGCGUCCGGUGCCGGUCCCGGAGCACCCAGUACUGCGUUCCCCAAGAAGAGGCCACCUCCCAGGCCAAUGGCCCCUCAGCCGGCUCCCCGCCCUCCUGGAAGGCCUCCUGGGCCACGCCCCCACCCCGAGACCCGGCCUCCCCCUGCAAAUGCAAGCGCGAGGAUUCGUCCACGGGGCCCUCAGACACCACCUCCAAAGCCCGCGGCACCAAAGCACCGCCUCGUCCCCAGCCCCUGUCGCCCACCCUGACGAGGGCUGUGGAGAGCGUCCAGUACAUUGCAGACCACCUGAAGGCGGAGGACACAGACUUCUCGGUGAAGGAGGACUGGAAGUACGUGGCCAUGGUCAUCGACCGCGUCUUCCUCUGGGUGUUCGUCAUCGUGUGCCUGCUGGGGACCGCCGGCCUGUUCCUGCCGCCCUGGCUGGCCGGCAUGUUCUAGGGGUCCCUGCGGGGCCCAGCCACCUCCGGUCUGCUCCUGCUCCCCAAGGGACCGCA